Messenger RNA from Arabis nemorensis, 567 nucleotides. NCBI's taxonomy places the organism in Eukaryota, Viridiplantae, Streptophyta, Magnoliopsida, Brassicales, Brassicaceae. The record is from the annotation of a GenBank genome assembly.
AUGGAUAAAGAAGAAGCAGAGGUUUGGGAUCGAGCAUCUAGAGGAUGUAGUCAUACUCAUAGUUGCAAUCCUCCUGGUCCAGAGGAUGCUUCUCACUCUCACACAUGUUUCCACACUCAUACUCAUCUCAUCAUCCCUGAUUCGUGCGAAAAUGAUCAUUCUGAUGGUAGCAACAAGAAACGGCCAUGUGGUAAUAGAGAGGCAGUGAGGAAGUACAGGGAGAAGAAGAAGGCUCGCACUGCGUACCUUGAAGACGAAGUAAAGAGAUUGCAAUCUUUGAAUCAACAGUUGCUUACAAAGCUUCAGGGCCAAGAAAUGGUGGAAACCGAAUACAUCAGACUUCGGACUCUUCUUGUAGAGAUGCAAGGGAAGAUGGAUUGUGAACUUGGUGGUUUCUCGUUUCAGAAGCAAUGCAACGGUUCUGGUUUUGUGUUCAAAGAAGAUGGAUGCAGCAUAGGAACAAGGAAUGUGAUGUGUGAAGCGGCACGGGUGGAGUGCGAGGAGGGCCAAACACUUCAUGAUGCUAUACACUCAAUUGUUCCUCAUUCACCAUCAUUCUCACAUUAA